UCCAUUCAUUUCCUCCUGAGAAACACACGGCGGCGGAGGAGGGAAGAGAGAGGGAGAGAGAGAGAGAAAGAGAGGGGUCAUAUUAGAAAGUGCGACAGAGGAAAACAAGACAGAAGAGAGGGAGACAGAGGGACGCUGUAAGGAUAGUGGUUCUUGCUGUCAAUUACUGAGGUUAAUAAACAAGGAACAGUGCCAUCAGGAUGUUGAUGCUGGAUGGGAUGCCAGCCCUGCCAGUCAAAAUCGAUCCUGCAGAGUCACAGAGACGGUCUCCUGUGAUCCAUGACUACACAGAGAUGGGCGUUCUGGUGUUGAACCGCAGAUUUCGGAAACCAUCAGAUGAUAGACGACUCCUGUCCGACCCCUUCCAGACACAAACAGAGCCUGUGGACCUGUCCACCAACAGAGCCAGAACCUCCCCGACACUUUUAGCAUCCUCAUCUUUAUCCUCGUCUCCUUCAUCAUCCUCAUCAUCAAUACGAUUUUGUCCACGCUCCUCUCCUUCCAGCAAAUCUGUGUCAUCUUCAUCACCGUCCUCAUUAUCUAUGCCUUCAUCCUCCUCCACUUCAGUUAUAACCCCAGUUCCUCGUCUGAAGAUGUCUCCAGUGGUGGCAUCUCCCCCGUCCAGGAGUCUCAGGGGGCAGUCGUUUUUGCACAUACCCCAGCUGAUGCCUCCUUGCUCCAGCCCGGUCCACCUCCAUCCACGCCGCGUGCCGGUGGUGAUGCAGCCCAUGCCGCUGGUCUACCCUGGAGUGGGAUCGCUGGGGAACAGCAGGCUCAUGAUGCCGCUGCUGGAGGAAAACAGGAUGCACAGGAAAGUCACACACCGAAUCGCAGAUGGACUGUCGCCUCGGCGAUCUCUGAGUGACAGCGAGGAUGAUGACUUACCCAACGUGACCUUGGAGAGUGUGAAUGAAACAGGUUCCACUGCCCUGACUAUCGCCCGCGCCGUGCAAGAUUCCCUGUUGCCGUUCAGCAUCGAGAGCCUGCGGAGGCCCAGGCCUUCAGAAUCCCCUGACUCAAAGAGGAGACGCAUUCACAGGUGUGAGUUUGAGGGCUGCAAUAAGGUUUACACCAAGAGCUCUCAUCUGAAAGCCCACAGACGCACACACACAGGUGAGAAGCCAUAUAAGUGCACAUGGGAUAACUGCACAUGGAAGUUCGCUCGCUCUGACGAGCUGACACGACAUUACCGCAAACACACCGGCGUCAAACCGUUCAAAUGCAGCGACUGUGACCGCAGCUUCUCCCGCUCGGACCACCUCGCCCUCCACCGUCGCAGACACGCCCCACAAACAUGCACAGUGUGAAAAAGACGUUUGAUGGACAAUGUAAACAGACAGAGCAGGUCUCUAUCUGCCAGUGUCGCAUGCAGAAGGUCUGGAAUUACACCUCGCAUGACAACGAGGUGAAAGACAUGGGAAUUUGACAGGAAUGAGAGACCAUGUUGAAGAUCUACAUUUCCCUCAUAUGGUUUAUCUUCUGCACUUUUAUGUGAGGUUUAUUCAUAAAGGUGGAGACGCAGAGUCUUUGUACUAACUAUUAAAAGCCAUGUGCUGUUAAAGGUGCUGUAUACGAUUUUUACACAUAAAUACUAUAGAAUAGGCAAGCACCUAUUUGCUAUGUAAUGAUAUAGUGUAGUAACAACAUCCUAAGCAGAGAGUGAAGUCAGAACCCUUCUGUUUGCGCAAUUCAAGCUUUUCUGUUACCCUUAGCCCUCCUUGCAUUUAUAAUGAGACAGUACGGAGCUUUCCCACAUGCCAUUUUCCUAUAGCAUAAUACUUAGCUUGACAUUGUUUACAAAAGCCAAAGUUAUAUGCAGAAGCAAAAGCCAUAGCAUUUGUUCUCAGGCUCCUAUAUUUAUGUUCAGUUAUUUUCCUUUAAUGGCAAUGAAGUGACCUAUGCAUUGCCAUUAAAGUGAAAUUGCUAAACCUGCACAUGAGAGCCUGAGAAAAAUGCUCAUUUUAGAAGAAAAUAUCAGAUAGAUUUUAAGUGAAAUAAGUCAAUACAGUGGUUGAAAAUCGUAUAGAGCACCUUUAAAUGUAUUUGAGUCUCCAAACCUUCAGGUUUCCUUCAGGAUUACUCAUGGAAGCCUUAUGGAAUAGCAUAUCACAAUGUUUGUCUAAAAAGCAUUGCAGAGGAGCCUACAUCUGUUCAGUGCAAGAUUUGCUAAUGCAUUUAGCAAAUAAAACUUUGGGGUGAAAAAUGUUUUUUUUACAAUGUGCAGGGUAAUAAUGGCAUGGCUGUCAUUGUGUAGAUCUAAGUACAAACUUGUUUCAAUUAAAAAGACAUGCAUCCACAAACACAAAACAAAGAAAAUAAGACAAGCAAACAUAAAACAUGACAUUAUCACAAGGCAUUUAUUGAAAGGUCACAUUCUAGCAUGGGCUCCGGUUAUCACUUUAUUAUGGAAUCUGAAAUGUUAUAUAACUGAAUGUUAGGAGAUGGCCAUAUCAUUGAUGUAGUGUUCUGUCCUCUCAGGACUCAGUUGUAUGAGGGAGACAUUCUCUCACACCGUUUUACAUUUUCCUUGCAUCAUUUGUGCACAAAACUAGUGUAGCAGAUGUCUGUAUAUUUUAUCAUCCUUACCAUGUGGUAUAUAUUUUUUGUUCGUUUGUAUUGUAUGUCAUAUAUUUGUUCUGUAUUCCGAGAUUUGCACCCUUCUGUCCAUAAAUAUGUGAUGCCAAAAUGUAUAGUAUUUUACAGGGAACCCAGUGACUAAAAAUCAUGAUUGUAAAUGAUCGUCAAAUGGGCAUUCCUUUUAUUUUAUUUCUCUCUCUCUCUCUUCUACAAUGAUGUAUCUGUAAAUGAUGUUAUGGUAAACAUUUCAGUUUUAUAUGGAUUUAACUGUGAAAUUAUAUAUAAAUACAGUAUAUGUUAGAAAAAGGCAUGAAUAAAAGCACAGAUUUGUAUGUACAGAAAAGACUUGUGUGAU
This is a messenger RNA of Carassius carassius (crucian carp), 2932 nucleotides long. RefSeq names its product Kruppel like factor 12a (gene klf12a). The record is from RefSeq and is a predicted model, not a curated record. The transcript is spliced from 6 exons. NCBI's taxonomy places the organism in Eukaryota, Metazoa, Chordata, Actinopteri, Cypriniformes, Cyprinidae. Gene Ontology annotation, biological process: regulation of transcription by RNA polymerase II. Gene Ontology annotation, molecular function: RNA polymerase II cis-regulatory region sequence-specific DNA binding; DNA-binding transcription factor activity, RNA polymerase II-specific. Bases 201 to 1307 code for a protein of 368 amino acids.